UACUUCUACAGGUUCAGUCCAUGCCACAUCAAUAGCAGCUUCCAGAGUGGAGCAAGCACUGUCUGAGGUUGCUUCAUCUCUGCAAAGCAGUGCCCCUAAACAAGGUCCCCUGCACCCUUGGAUGACUCUGGCUCAAAUAUGGCUUCAUGCAGCUGAAGUCUACAUAGGAAUUGGGAAGCCUGCUGAGGCCACAGCGUGUACCCAGGAAGCAGCUAAUCUCUUUCCGAUGUCGCACUAUGUUCUCUACAUGAGAGGUCAGGUGGCUGAACUUCGUGGAAACAUCGAUGAAGCCAAACGCUGGUAUGAAGAGGCCUUAUCUAUUAGUCCUACCCACGUGAAAAGCAUGCAGAGGCUGGCUCUGAUACUUCACCAGCUCGGGCGCUAUAGCUUGGCAGAGAAGAUUCUCAGAGAUGCCGUCCAGGUGAACUCCACAGCCCAUGAGGUCUGGAACGGCCUGGGAGAGGUGCUGCAGGCUCAAGGCAAUGAUGAUGCUGCGACCGAAUGCUUCCUGACGGCACUGGAGCUUGAAGCUAGCAGUCCUGUGGUCCCUUUUACCAUCAUUCCCAGAGUCCUUUGAGAGGGCAUCUUGAUCCACCUAUUUUGGUCUGACUUCUGGGUGAGGAAACCCAGUGUAUCAGGCUGCCUGGUAACUGGUUAGUUUGAAAAACUUUAGAGCUACAGGUAACAAACUCCAGUCUUUUGCGGGAAAGUGGCCAAAACAGUGACGUGAUGCAAUAAGUUAAAUGUUAGACUAAGAGGACAGAAUGGCUAGCCAGAACCAAAUCACUCAUAUCACCUACAUUUUUGUCCUGGUAGUUUUAAAACAUCGUUAUAUUGUUCAUGGAUGAUGUGCCAUAUUUUGUUAGUGAUACUUGAGUGUUACAUAAACUUAUAAUGGAAUCGACUACCAAACAUAGAAUAAUAUAUUCCGGUUAAAAUUCAGUGGCAGAGCGACUAUUUUUAACAAGGCUGUUAAUAAAACUGUUCUCUUCCUGCCUCUCAACCUCUUUUGGCCCAAAGUCAAAAUGUGAAUUUUCUGUUUCCAUCUCUAUUUUAGUCCAGGCCAAAAAAUGAGUUGAGUUCUUGGUUUUAGUUGUUAAUAACUGUGAUGUGUGGCUAACUGUUAUCUCUAUUUAGAGCAAAGGCUGAGUACGAGAAUAUUUAUAUUUUACCAAUGUAUGCCUGUUACAAACAAUAUAUUAGUUAUUUAAGUUUAACUUUUUUAUGUGAAUUCAGAGUUUAUUUAUCAAUGGAAAUAUGUAAAAAGAAGCCUCAAAUGGAGUAUUUACCGACAUUCCUUAUACAUGACCCACACUUGGCUAAAUGGGAAGAUUAUGUUAAUAAUAAAAUGAUUUUUAAAUGGAA
Messenger RNA from Phaethon lepturus (White-tailed tropicbird), 1365 nucleotides. Its product is annotated as tetratricopeptide repeat protein 7B-like. NCBI's taxonomy places the organism in Eukaryota, Metazoa, Chordata, Aves, Phaethontiformes, Phaethontidae. Gene Ontology annotation, molecular function: protein binding. The transcript has 3 exons. Gene Ontology annotation, biological process: phosphatidylinositol phosphate biosynthetic process; protein localization to plasma membrane. Bases 122 to 577 code for a protein of 151 amino acids. The record is from RefSeq and is a predicted model, not a curated record. Gene Ontology annotation, cellular component: plasma membrane.